Diutina rugosa is the source of this 1176-nucleotide messenger RNA. RefSeq lists its product as uncharacterized. Bases 1 to 1176 code for a protein of 391 amino acids. The transcript has a single exon. Lineage: Eukaryota; Fungi; Ascomycota; Pichiomycetes; Serinales; Debaryomycetaceae. The record is from RefSeq and is a predicted model, not a curated record.
AUGGUGAAAAGACUUUACAUUCGGGCCCACACCGACUACGACUCCAAGUUCCAGGUGGUGCCGAUUAACGUCAAUGAGCCCAUUGUCUUCGAGCUGAAGCUCGGCAAGUUUGAACUUAUCAUCGAUAUCAAAGGAUUCGACGGGUCAGAGUACCAUUUGCACAACAGUUGCUACCUGCAAGGCGACCACAAGUUUCUUGAUGGCACCUCCCGCUCCAAGGACGACAACUUCGACGUACGCAGCAAUGCCAACGUCCAGUUCGAAGUGUUUUUCACUCCUAACCAUGACAUCAACCUGAGCGAAUUGGUGUUUGGCAACGAUUGUCCCGUCCCCGUACGCGGUGUCAUUCCCACUACACUCCUCAAUACUGGGCUUAAGUUGUUCAAUUGGUUCAUCAAUGAUACCGUUAAGGGGAACUUGACUAUCGAUACCCCCUAUAUCUACGGGUUAGGCAUCAAUCUGUUCACCUUUGUUACGAUCGCUCCUAAAGGCUUGGGACCGGAAAAGCUCAAAGGCAAACAUGGUUACAAUGAAGGCUUAGGGAAGCAGCAAAAAACCGAAAGCCUUUCCAUCCCCGAUGGUCUGGAUGAACGUGUGAGCUAUUUCAUGAAGGAUAAGCACUGUAAGAAGUUUACUUUCCACAAGGGCGUUCGCUACCAGCUUCUGUUUGAAUCCAACUUGAUCAAAAUGGCCGAUUCCGCGUACGCCGUGAGUCUCCCAGCUUGGGGUCUGAAGACCUUCGACAUCGACGUGACCCUGUAUGCCAAUGACACGCUUAACAACUUCAAUUGGGUCAUUAAGGAAGGUGGACAUGAUGGAUUUAAAGAUGGAACCGUCGGGUUGGUCGUCAACUUUGCUUUGGUCGACGAACCCAAAAACCGCAAGCCUACCUCAGACAAAGCCGCCGAGACUACGGCUAAUGAUACUGCCAAGGACUCCAAAACUGAAUCGCUGCUGGCUAGGCAAGAGCAGGCGCUGGAAGCGGCGCUGCAAAAGGACACCGCGCCCACGAAGGAGUCAUCUCAAGCCACACAACCCUCAUCAACCACUAAUGCUGACGAAGCUAAAUCAUUGCCAUCGGAACACCAUGAGUCUCGGGUGUUGUUUAGGAAGUCCGCUCCCGUCAAAGGACUCGAACCACUUGAGGAUCUUCACAUAAACGACGAAGUUGAAUAG